Molecule: messenger RNA, 5413 nt
Organism: Uloborus diversus
Lineage: Eukaryota; Metazoa; Arthropoda; Arachnida; Araneae; Uloboridae
Product: chitin synthase chs-2-like
Exons: 21
Cellular component (GO): cell periphery; cell septum
Molecular function (GO): chitin synthase activity
Source: RefSeq, a predicted model, not a curated record
AUGGCGCCGGUGCCCCGAAGCAACUUACAGAUCUCGGAUGAAGAAUCAGAUGAAGACAACGACGAGAAAACCCCUCUGGUUGAGAAUCCGUACGACAGGUAAGAACGGAAAGAAGAUGUAAAGGGGUGGGAUGUCUUCGUAGUGACCCCACCAGAAGAGGAGGAUGAAACAGCCACAUCCAAGGCCAUCGACAUCACACUCAAACUGCUUAAAUUAUUCGUUUAUUUGCUCACCUUUGCUGUAGUUUUGUUGUCGGCCGUCAUAGCUAAAGGCAGCUUCCUCUUCAUGACUUCGCAAGUGCAACCUGACAAAAAGUUACCUGUGUGCAAGAAAGGAUUAGGUUUAGAUCGAGACAGAGAUUAUGAGGUUUAUUUUCCUACUUUAGAGAGGGUGGCUUGGACUUGGGCCCUUUUCUUCAUAAUGGUUGUGCCAGAAUUUUUUACUCUCUUUCGCAGCUGCCGCAUUUGCGUCUUCAAGUCCUACAAGAGGCCAAAGUUUUUUACCUUCGCAGCGGUUUUCGUCGCUGAAACUCUUUCCACGACAGGCCUCUGCCUGCUGGUAUUCGUGGUACUGCCCGAUUUAGAUGUCGUGAAAUCCGCUAUGCUCACCAACUGUGUCUGCCUGGUGCCAGCUAUCUUCAGUCUCCUAUCUCGGCACAAGGAAGAGAAUCGGAGGGCCCUCAAAGUGAUUUUCGACAUUGUGGCCAUCGUCCUGCAGGCAGGAGCGUUGGCCGCCUGGCCCCUGUCCGAAAUCGAUAGUCCCAGGGCCUGGUGCAUCCCCAUUGCGAUCGUUCUUGUCUCGGUGAGAUGGUGGGAAAAUUUCUUGGACAAGAAAUCCCCUAUUGGUGUGAUCCGGAAAUUGAGUGCCAUCAAGGAAGACUUGAGGAAGAGCAGGUAUUUUACGUAUGUAUUUAUUUCUGUGUGGAGAACUUUACUUAUUCUCUGCUCAAUGUUUGGACUUUUGCAUAUGAAUAUGGAGCAUGCAGCUGUAAUUUUUAAAGGUUUUGGUGCUAGCUUUAGAAGCCAUCCUAUCAAUUUACAACAAAUCAGAAGGACGCUGCUUCAAGGAAACAUGCCAGACGUACCGACAGCCAGCCCUCUUGAUGAACAGGUAUCUAUUCCUUCCCUCGCUAUGACCCCCAUACAUGUGGCCAUGAUUCAGAUAAGCGCAGCUUUAGUUUGUUACGUGUUUGCGAAGUUUGCCUGUAAAAUCUGCAUCCAAGGGUUCAGCUUUGCAUUUCCCAUCAGCCUAACAAUACCGCUUUGUAUUUCCGGAGCGAUUGCUGCUUGUGGACUGAGAGCGGAGGACCAGUGCACUUUUGAUUCUUUCAUACCGAGGUACUUGUUCUGGACUUGCCCAAAUGGUAACUUCUUGCAGGAGUUUGUAUCGGAUCAAUAUGCUUGGAUGUGGCUUUUGUGGCUGUUGUCCCAAACUUGGAUUGCCGUUCAUAUUUGGACGCCCAAAUGUGAGAGAUUGGCCAGCACAGAGAAGUUAUUUGUGAAUCCUAUGUAUUGCGGCCCACUGAUAGACCAGUCAUUGGCAUUGAAUCGUAGACGAGACGAUGAGGGAGAAAUAAAAAGUGAAGAACUUGACUUGGAAAACUCGAAGGAGGACAACGACAUUUCUCAGUACUAUGAAAGUAUUUCGAUCCGUAGUGAAGCUUCCAGUACGACUUCAGGCAAAGGAGUCCCGGUGAAAGGAGCUGACCACAUCACUCGCAUUUAUGCAUGCGCAACCAUGUGGCAUGAGACACCGGAGGAGAUGUUACAGAUGCUUAAAUCCGUUCUCAGGAUGGAUGAAGAUCAAUGUGCGCGGAGAAAUGCGCAGAAGUAUUUGAGAAUCGUGGAUCCGGACUACUAUGAAUUCGAAGUUCAUAUAUUCUUUGAUGAUGCCUACGAGCUGUGCGACGGAGAUGAUGAAGAAAUGGUCGCCAACCGAUUCGUCAAGCAACUCGUUAAAAUCAUGGAUACUGCAGCCAGUAACGUACAUCAAUGUAAUAUUAAACUGAAGCCGCCAAAGAAGAUUCCGACUCCCUAUGGAGGUAAACUGCUAUGGACUAUGCCGGGGAAGAAUAAACUUGUUGCUCACCUGAAAGAUAAAAUCAAAAUCAGACAUCGAAAGAGAUGGAGUCAGGUAAUGUACAUGUACUAUUUGCUGGGUCAUCGACUUAUGGAGUUGCCCGUGGAUGUGAACCGCAAAGCAACAAUGGCCGAAAACACUUUCAUUCUCGCUUUGGACGGAGAUAUCAAUUUCAGACCCCACGCAGUGCAACUUCUGGUUGAUCUUAUGAAGAAAAACCGGAAUCUCGGAGCUGCAUGUGGCCGGAUCCAUCCUGUUGGAACAGGUCCAAUGGUAUGGUACCAGAAAUUCGAGUACGCCAUCGGUCAUUGGCUGCAAAAAGCGACGGAACAUAUGAUUGGAUGCGUGCUUUGUAGUCCCGGUUGCUUUUCUUUAUUCAGAGCCAAAUCACUCAUGGACGACAACGUCAUGAAGAGGUACACGACCACUUCUGACGAGGCUUUGCACUACGUACAGUACGAUCAAGGGGAGGACCGAUGGUUGUGCACGCUGCUGCUUCAAAGGGGUUAUCGAGUAGAGUACAGUGCUGCGUCUGAUGCUUACACUCACUGCCCCGAGGGAUUUGGCGAGUUCUACACUCAAAGAAGAAGAUGGGCUCCCUCCACAAUGGCAAACAUCAUGGAUCUUCUUGGCGACUACAAAGCCACUAUAGCCAUAAACGACAACAUCUCUUUCCCUUACAUCAUCUACCAGGGUAUGUUGAUGGUGGGCACUGUCCUCGGCCCGGGUACGAUCUUCCUCAUGUUGGUCGGAGCGAUGGUGGCUGCUUUUAAGAUUUCCAACUGGUAUUCUUUCUACUACAACAUAGUACCGAUUCUCGUAUUCAUGGCUGUUUGCUUCAUUUUCAAGAAUGACAUUCAGAUUCUGGUUGCACAAGUCAUGAGUACAGCAUAUGCUUUGUUCAUGAUGGCUGUCCUGGUGGGUACUUCCAUACAACUUUCUGAAGACGGCAUUGGUUCACCUUCGGCAAUUUUCCUUAUAGCACUAUCGGGAAGUUUCUUCACUGCUGCGGUUUUGCACCCUCAAGAAUUUUGGUGCGUAGUUCCUGGCUUGUUGUACUUCUUGAGCAUCCCAUCUAUGUACCUUUUGCUCAUCAUUUAUUCCCUGGUAAACUUAAACGUAGUCACCUGGGGAACAAGAGAAGUGCAGACGAAGAAGACGAAGAAAGAACUGGAAGAGGAGAAAAAGGAGCAAGAGGAAUUGCUGAAGAAGAAGAAAAACCCCGACCUCCUUUCAUUCUUAGGUCUCGGAGGCAACGACAAUGACGAGGGAAGCAUCACAUUUAGUCUUGCAAAUCUGUUCAGUUGCAAAUUCUUCACGUACCCUAAAUCCAACGAGGACAAAGUUCAUUUGCUGCAAAUCGGAGAACAGUUGGAGCAACUCAACAAGAAAAUAUCGGGACUGGAGAGGCAGUUGGAGUUAUCGAGGGUGAUCCCCUUCAGGGGAAGGAAGGGAUCCGUCAGGUCCGCUUCUGAAGCUGGAUUGGGACCCGUGCAAGAGGGAGGAGAGCAUAUCCCAGACUUCAACUCUGAUUCGGAGGGAGAGAACAGCGAAGCCCUUGAACCUAAACCAGAACGAGAUGAUCUCAUAAACCCCUACUGGAUCGAGGAUAAAGACCUGAGGCGUGGAGAAGUUGAAUAUCUUUCAGCAGCAGAAAUGCAGUUCUGGAAGGACCUUAUAGACAAAUAUCUCUUUCCACUCGACAACAACAAAGAACACCAAGCUCGUGUGGCUGCCGAAUUGAAGGAACUAAGGAAUAAAGUUGUCUUCGGCUUCUUCAUGUUCAACGCUCUCUUCAUUUUGAUUGUGUUUUUGAUGCAACUGAACAAAGAUCUUCUGCACUGGGAUUGGCCACUGGGAGUGAAAACAAAUAUCACUUACAUACCCGAGACCAGUGAAGUGAGAAUCGACAAGGAGUUUCUGCAGCUCGAGCCCAUCGGCUUAGUCUUUGCCGUAUUCUUUGCUCUGAUUUUGGUCAUCCAAUUUACAGCGAUGCUUUUCCACAGGUUUGGCACACUCUCGCACAUAAUGGCUUCCAUCGAAUUGGGAUGCUUCAAUCAAAAGGUUGAAGAUAUCAGCGACGAUGCAUUCAUCGAUCGCAAUGCAGUCCAGAUAGCCAAGCAGCUGCAACGUCUUCGGGGCAUCGACGACGACGACCGGAGUGAGGAGGACCCCUAUGGAGACAGGUUGGCCCACAGGAAGACCAUCCAGAACCUGGAGAAACGGAAGCACCAGGGAAACAGAACCGGCACAUUGGAUGUUGCCUUCAGAAAGAGGUUCAUGAACUUGGGAGUGCAGGAGAAGAAAGCAGCUGUUGCCACUCCUGUUCUAAGUGGACUGCAAAGACUUGGUCGUAAUCGUGAAACUUUAAGAGCCUUAGAACUACGCCGUAAUCAUUUGCUGGGAAGUAAUAUCUCAAGUCAGAAAAUGGAGACUUUGGGAGCAAGAAAUAAUUAUGUUAUUCGAAAUGGCAGAAAUCCGAGGCACAUCGAACAAAUUUUCACAGGCAAUUCGAAUGGACAUAUCAAUCCCGUUUUGUCAGAUGACUCGGACGUGGAAUCUGCUGGAGGUCGUAGCAUAAGACUGGAGACAUACGGUUCCAGAAACAGUUUGUCAAGUUACAGAGAAGAAAACGAUGCUGCUGCUAGAAGGCGGCAAAGCCACAUUCCUUAAAAAUGACUGUUGCGAUGAACCUCAUCCUAGCCAAAUCACAGAAAAUGGUGCUAAAACGUGGUGGUUAUAAGUUCAAAUGAAGUAACUUAAAGUGUGCUGUCUUACUAUGAGAUUAUUUAUUUCGUUCUGAACGUGAAUGUGUUCUUAUAACUAGACUUGUAUUAUAUGUUGCUCUACGCAUACGCUCCAAUUGUUAGGUACGCAAUGUCCGUAGUUGCUACGGAAUUCCAAUUAAAAAUAAGUGUUUAAAACAUUUUAGAAAUACCAACAUAAAAUUGUUUCAAAUUUUUGUGUCAUUCAUAACCCAUAUUUGUAAAAUGUUUUUUUAUUUAUUUAUUUUUUAAAAAUGUCGGUUGUAUUUAUGGUACUUCGGUCAUUGUAUGGUAAGCACUAUGGAUGACUGAGUGACCAAUGUUGAAGGGUAUGUCCAUGAUUGAUAUAUAAUUUUAAGCAUCAUUUAUGUGAAAUAAUCUUUAAGGAGAAACUUAUUACAAUGAUAAACCAAUUUUAACCUAUUUUCUUAUAGAAGAGAAGAACUUUUAUAAGAAUUGAACUCUGUACUUAACUUUUUAUAAGAACGAUUUUAUAUACAUAUAAGAGCUGAACUUAACCUAUAUUUCUCAUCAUCGACUUUUGACUUUUCUAUUUUCUUCUGUACCUG